GUUACUAUAGCAACUUGCCCUACGCCAUAUUGAGAGUCAACAUUUCAUUAUAAAAACUUAUUUUAUUAAUCGAUCAACGGUGAAAUGAGUAAUUUUGGAAAUCGUCCUCCAUCAGGAGCUCUAAGACCUGGGACAAAAGGACGUUUGGCACAGGGAAGCAGUAAAGGAAGGCCCCCAGGAACUGGCUUGGUACCAAGUAGUGCACGACCAGGCACCGUGGGGGAGAUGGUGCUGUUGGAGCUUUAGGUUCUCAGAUCAAGGUUACAGAUCGUCCAAUGACCAGACAAGGUCUUGGUAUUGCCACUGGAGCGAAAGGUCCGCAAAGGCAAGUUCAAGAUAAAUCCUAUUUCAUGGGACUGCUGAGGGCAAAGGUUUCUGAACUGACGGCAGAGAUAUCCAGAAUGCAGAAAGAGAUUGAUAAAUAUUCCCAAGAACAUGAAACGUAUCUUACGUAUGAAAAAAGGGCAGAAAAUAUUGCAUCUGAGAUAAAGAAUCUACAAGGAGAGCUAGCUGAUUAUAACACCCUUUUGGAUAAGAUGAAUACAGAUUCUGACAUGGAUGAAAUAAAUCAGGAGCAUGAUUCGAUUAAGGCUAGCAAUGAUCGUGAAAGGAAAAUGAUUGAUGAAUUGUUUUUGAAACGCCAAGAAAAAGAGGACAAAAUCAGAGAACUUCAACUUGAAAUAGACCAAGAAAACAGAAUGGCAGAAAAUCUGGUACAAGGCAUGUCUGAUAAAAUGAAGCAAAAUUACUUCAAUUUGAAGAAAAAAACUGUUUUACUUGAAAAAGAAUUGGAUGAAAAACAACAAAAUCUUGAAAAAAUAACAACAAAGCUACAAGUACUUGGAGAGGAGAUUUCAUCAUCUCCUGUAAAACAAGAGGCUGUAACGUUAUAUGAGAAAAUUCAUGAGUUGGAAGAGAAGAAGCAGAACUUGGUCGAGGAAGACAUGAGUAAAGGCACUCCUGCAGAGGAGAGAGAGAAGCUUUUGAAGCAGGUAAAGGAUGACAACGAAGAGAUACGCUCAUUGGAAAAGAGGAUCAAAGAAAUUAGAGAAAAGGUGCAGAUUUCAACGGAAGAGUUACAGCAAGUUGAUAUGGAUCUUGAGGAAAAUCAAGGGGAGCGAAGUCAAAAAUAUAUCGAAUUAAAGAAAAGAGAAGAAAGCAUGCAAGAAUUUCUUGAUUCUUUUGAAGAAAAUAAACAGAAAGAGCUGGAACGCAAAUCUCAGUUGGAGGGAAACAUUGUCUCCAUUCUUGAACACAUGAGCAGACGAAUGAUACGUUCAAAGCACUUGCCUAGCGUGAACGAACUCAAACAAAUGCAGGAGGAUUUGAGUUUUAAAGAAAAUGAAAUGCAAAGAUCACAGAAUACGUCGGAGUCUUUGCAAUCAGAACAUGAAAGACUGCAAAUCGACUUGGACAAAGUUGAACAGCUCGAAAGCAAGAUAAGUUCAGAGCUUGAAGCUAUAACAAUUAAAAUCGCUACAAUGGAAGAGGAACUUGUGAAGUAUCGUGAUUUAGGCUCCCUAAAAGAAAGCGCUGAAAAUAGAAGAAUGAAUUUGAAUGAAGAACAAGAAACUCUGGAAUCUAGGCGUGAGACCAUGCAAACCCGUGUUCGCGAUUUAACUGCAAAAUACGAUGUUCUCAAAAAUAAAUUGAAUGAAAAUGAGACGUACUCCCAGCUCUCAAAUCUUGAACGAAAAUGGCAACAUUUGGAACAAAAUAAUUUUGUCAUGAAAGAAUUUAUUGCUACAAAGAACGUUGAAAGUGACUAUAAACCAUUAAAGGAAAAAGUUAUCGUUCAACUGGAUGAUAUAAACAAAAUAAUCAUAGGAAACCUGAAAAAACAAACUAAAUAGUUCAUAGUAUUUUGUAAUUUAUUUAUGGUUUGACUUUAUCAUUUUGCAUGUUUAAGUUAGUUAUGACUUUGUGUGUAUGUGAGUUAAUAUAUUUAAAAUUCGAAGUCCAAAUAACAGUGAAUUAAUAUAUUAAAAAUUCGAAGUCCAAA
Messenger RNA from Xenia sp. Carnegie-2017, 2002 nucleotides. RefSeq names its product intraflagellar transport protein 74 homolog. The transcript is spliced from 30 exons. Gene Ontology annotation, cellular component: intraciliary transport particle B; centrosome; cilium. Gene Ontology annotation, biological process: intraciliary transport involved in cilium assembly; cilium assembly. Bases 276 to 1853 code for a protein of 525 amino acids. Gene Ontology annotation, molecular function: beta-tubulin binding. Lineage: Eukaryota; Metazoa; Cnidaria; Anthozoa; Malacalcyonacea; Xeniidae. The record is from RefSeq and is a predicted model, not a curated record.